Saccostrea cuccullata (small rock oyster) is the source of this 3909-nucleotide messenger RNA. RefSeq lists its product as uncharacterized. Gene Ontology annotation, molecular function: ATP binding; protein tyrosine kinase activity. Bases 1 to 3660 code for a protein of 1219 amino acids. Gene Ontology annotation, biological process: protein phosphorylation. The transcript is spliced from 14 exons. NCBI's taxonomy places the organism in Eukaryota, Metazoa, Mollusca, Bivalvia, Ostreida, Ostreidae. The record is from RefSeq and is a predicted model, not a curated record.
AUGGACAAUUCUGGCAACACAACCAAAGAUUCCAGCUUCAAUACUACAACAUAUACCUCUAUUGCUCCUUACACCACGGACUAUUUCGUCAGUGCGGAGAGUUAUCAGAAGACGGUAGUUAAUGAACCCAGAAUAUUACAUAGUCUGGUCUCCUCUGAAGAUAAAACGGAACAAGUUUCAGACUUUGAAGAAAAAUGCGAAAGGCUAACUGAUGUAGAAUUACAAGGCUUAAUACAAAGAACUCGCACUCAUAUCGUUCCGCGUUUGAUAAAAACAAAAAAUAUUUCAGAACUCUCAAGACUAUUGCUGAGGAACAAUGCUUCGGUUCAUGAACAAUUCUCAAGGUUUAUAGGACAGUUGUUUCUCCAGAAGAAACCCGAUAAGAAGUGGUCAGAGGUACAGCACCAUGUCUUGGCCGAGAUAACCUUACGUGGAAUUGGUGCGUUUCUUUGUCAUUCUAAGGGAGAGAAAGACGACGUUUUGAAGGUUGCCGAAAUCGGCUGGAGAAGGAUGUCAGGACACAAGAGUUUUCUUCCUCUCCCACAGGAACUCUCCAGUCACCUCUUCUCGGGUGACAAACACCUUGUCAAUAGCAUCAUCCAAUGUCUCAACAUCUCUGAGGGAUCAUUGCUGGAAUUUACAGAAACGUACAUUCAAAGCCACGUCACUGAUUUAGUCUUCCAUCAUACAAAAAGGGAAAUUUUGCCAAAAAAGAGUGAUCACUCAUAUUGGUCUAUUUGUCCAGGGCGCAUCAACAAGUGCGAUGCAAGCAUUGCCAUACUUGUUCCAGGCAUAUCAAUGAGUUCUCUUCAGGUAACAAAGAAGGAAUGUAAGAUAAAGAACGACAUGCUAGAAAAUGAUUUUAAAAUUCUUUUAGGAUUACAAAAUGGUGAAACUCAUAUCAACGUUGUUAGAUUACUGGCCUACAGUGUCCUAAAGAAUUCACUUCCUUUCUAUGUAAAAGAGAACCACAGAACAGAAAUAUUGGAAAAACUUCUAGAAAUACGAGGACAAAAAACAAAAUUUCCUGUGCUUUGGUUAAAUAAUCGUUUGAUUGAAAUGCUGACCGCCAUCAAUUACUUGCAUGGCAAAAAAAUCAUCCAUCGUGAUGUCACACUUCGGUGCUUUCAUCUUGCACGAUUCUCAGAAACCGAAGAGGAUGCAGCCGUUUUGUAUGAUUUGAAUCUUGCAUGUCAAACAGACUUCAGCAUGACAGCGAGUUGUGAUCAGGUAGCAGGUAAGAUGACAGAUAUGCAGGGAGAUGGCAUUCCUAUUCGUUGGUCGGCUGUUGAGUCAAUCCUUUUAGAUUGCUAUGACGCCAGAUCCGAUAUUUGGAUGUUUGGUCACGUAAUCCACGAGCUGUUCACGUACGGAUGUGAACCAUUUACAGAUCAUUACAGCUCUACCACCGAUGAUAUCAUAUCAGGGGUAUUAUCGGGAGACAUAUCCCCUCACCGGUGGCCCUGUAUUCCCUAUGACUACCACAAGUUAGCAAUCUCUUGUUGGAGGACAGACCCAAAAGACAGGCCGUCUGCCGAGGAACUCUUGAAAGAGCUCAGGAGGUUAAGGGAUAAACGAGCAGUAGCAAAUGAAGAAACUUCCGACCCCCCUCAUCUUAGUGAGCGUCAAAAGGAACGAGGUCAUGAACCCGAGAGGGGCAUAUCACCGUUCAUAAGAAAGCUCAAAGAGAAAAGCCUAGAGAAAAAAGAAAAUAUCAGGGAAACUGUUAUUGAGAUCAGACGCCAAAGUAUGUCGCAUCCUACAAUCCCUGUUAAUAAACGUGCUUCUGUUUUGUGCCCCGAAGAUCUCAAAACAUUGCAUAAUUCACUCGUCGAGGACGCAGGAGAAUACCUACGCAUCGAAGAGCAAGUCACUGUGGAAUUCUGCGAGAAAAUCCUCCCCGCUAUGAGUCCUGAUUUCAGUGAGAAAAUGGGGAUCAUUGCUAAUACUCUCUCUCGUGAAAAGAAGAACAUGACUGGACAAGGAAUAGCAAAUGUUUUAACAUACAAAUACCCAAAAGCUGUUAAUAUUCUGGAAUUAUUGAAAGGCAAUGUGUCUCAACAUUCAUGUGCUAAAAUGCUUCUAGCUGUGGCACAGCUUGUUCAGAGAAUGCAUGCAAAGAGAUGGGUGAUGGUUGCCCUGACAGCAAAGAAUAUAUAUAUUCAACAACAGGAAAACCAAUAUAGGGCGUUUCUAAUAAAAUUAGGCACAAUGGUACGCCUACCUGAAUCUCCCGAUAUAAAUCAAGGAAGUGUUCAUGUCUCCCACAGAUUUGAGGACAUGAUAUUUUGGAUCCCGAGGGAGGUGAUAGCUUUUGGAGAACUAUCUGCAGGAAGUGACGUGUACACGAUGGCGAUGUUGUUUUAUCAAGUUUAUAUGGCAUUCUCCGGGCAUGGCGAACUUCAAACAGUUCCCUUUGGCCGAAAUUAUAAAUCUGAGAUACUUGGUGUGCUUAAUGAAGGACAGAAACCAGAAAAACCAGAAAAGUGUCCCGGCUGGCUAUAUGAUGACGUCAUGAUUCCUUGUUGGCAUAGCGAUAGAUCGUGCAGACCAUCAAUUUGUGACAUAGUGGGAAUCAUGUCAGAGAGGAUAAGUGAGAACCAAGGCAUCGCAGCUUCAAGUUUAAAAACAGACAAAAGAUCAUUAAAUAAUGAAAAUGAUACAUCCCAAGAAACAAUCACCAAGGAACAAAAUCUUGAUGGUGGAUAUUUGGAUGCUGGAGACACUGAUAAACAACAACGCUUAGGAUAUUACAUGUUAGGUCAGACUACAGAAAACCAGUAUGAUGAUAUUAUGAAUACCAAUUCCAAUUCUUCCAGAAGAAACUUUGAAAGUUCUACCCGGUCAUUUACUCUAAAUGACAAAGAAAUGGCACAGUUUGAUGUGAUUGGCCACCACCCUUUUUCUGUGUUGUCAUCGUCAUCUUUUGUGUCCCCUAUGACAAACACAAACUUGGGAUUUCCUAAUGUUCGAGUCACAGACCCCCGACCCUUCCAAGAUAGGUCUCGGGCAUUUGGAGUUACGAACACGGACCCAGAAUCUAACAAUACAAAAAGCAACCCACUUUUUGAUAGUUUUUUAAGUGGUGAUGGAUUCUCAGCAAGCCUAUCCACAAACACAACUACAGCAAGCUUAUCCACAAACACAACUACAGCAAGCUUAUCCACAAACACUUCUACAGCAAACUUAUCCACAAACACUGCUACAGCAAGCUUAUCCACAAACACUGCUACAACAAGCUUAUCCACAAACACUGCUAUAGCAAGCUUAUCCACAAACACUGCUACAGCAAGCUUAUCCCCAAACACUGCUACAGCAAGCUUAUCCACAAACACAACUACAGCAAGCUUAUCCACAAACACUACUACAACAAGCUUAUCCACAAACACUACUACAGCACGCUUAUCCACAAACACGGCUACAGCAAGCUUAUCCACAAACACUGCUACAGCAAGCUUAUCCACAAACACUGCUACAGCAAGCUUAUCCACAAACACAACUACAGCAAGCUUAUCCACAAACACAACUACAGCAAGCUUAUCCAUGAACACAACAAGAAAAGAAGAAUUGGAAAAAGGAAUUCCGAGUAGCAUGGUGCUUACAGAUACUAUCUCUGACUCAGUGAAUAAAUCAUCAGAUUUUACCAGCUCACAGAGUUAAGCAAAUAUUUGUUCUCACUUUCUUUUUUUUUAAAUUGCAUUUAAUAAUGCACUAUUUUUUAUUUUAAAAGAACUCCAUUUUACUCUUUUUGCCAAUUUUGGUGCAAUCAUAUAGGACUUGUAGCCAUGUCUAAGAGAAAUAGUGUUAUACGGUCAACAAAAAAGUUGCCUGGAAUAAUAAGAUUAGAUGCACCAGAUGUUUGACAAAAGAGAAAGGUUUCACAUGCAAUAGAUCUAACUUAAAUUUUAA